Molecule: messenger RNA, 1894 nt
Organism: Parasteatoda tepidariorum (common house spider)
Lineage: Eukaryota; Metazoa; Arthropoda; Arachnida; Araneae; Theridiidae
Product: cytochrome P450 2B11
Biological process (GO): xenobiotic metabolic process
Cellular component (GO): intracellular membrane-bounded organelle; cytoplasm
Molecular function (GO): heme binding; oxidoreductase activity, acting on paired donors, with incorporation or reduction of molecular oxygen, reduced flavin or flavoprotein as one donor, and incorporation of one atom of oxygen; iron ion binding
Source: RefSeq, a predicted model, not a curated record
AUCCGCAUUUAGUGUCGCCAUCUACUGAGAGUAAAAGUAAAAUAUAUUAAAAGUGCCAUCUAUGUUUACAUUUUCAUUUAUUUCGUUCCCGUUAGUGACGGAAGCUGAUUUCUAAGAAGAAGAAUUUAUUGAAUCCAAUCAGGAUAACAGAAUGGAGUGGUUGAACAUAUUUAAUGAGGCACCUGUAGCAAUUGCCUUGAUCUUGGUGUUUGCCAGCACAGCAGUUUACUACAUUCUUGUUAACAGAGGUCUUCCUCCUGGUCCCCUGGGUCUGCCCCUAUUAGGAUACUGGCCCCUAUUGAAGAACGAUACCUGUCACUUGCAGUUGCAGGAAUUGCAGAAAAAGUACGGAGACUUAUUCAGUUUCAGUUACGCCGGUGCUCUGUAUCUCAACUUGGGAAGUAUCCACGCUGUUAGGGAGUUCCAUAUAGCUAAGGCAGACUGCUUUGAGAGAGUAAAAGAUUACAGUUUACUGAAUCUCUAUUUUAAAAAUGGCGUUGCUUUUCUGAAUGGAGAACCAUGGAAGAUACUUAGAAAGUUCACGAUGCAGCAGAUGAAAGAAUUGGGGAUGUCGACCGUGAAAGAAAGCAUGGAAGGACCACUGUACGAAUCCAUCCAGGAGACCUUAGAAUUCCUGAAAUGUAAAGAAGGCGAUCCCGUAGACAUCAUCCAGAUGCUGUCCAACAAAUGCAACGCCAUCCUCCGCCGCUGUUUAUUCAGGGACAGUUGCAUCACAGAAGAAGAAGUUACGGAGAUCAACGCUUCCUAUGCCAUCGUCAUGGGUUUCACCAGCGUUAAGAACACUCUCCAUGCCGGAAACUUGGCCAGAUAUUUAAUUUUGCCAUUCAAAUCUGGUUAUGGAGAAGCAAUGAAACAUCAUAAGAGAAUGAGGAACAAUCUGAUGGAAAUAGUGAAGAGGCACAAAAACACUUUCGACCCCAAACACCCCCGAAACUUUGUAGAUGCUUAUUUAAAGGAAAGAGUCGACAGGCAGGCUAAGGGCGAUCCCACUGCUCAAUAUUUCACCGACGAGGCUUUGGCCGCCACUUUAGAUCAGAUUGUGGGUGAUGGAGUCCUCGGUGUCUCCUCAUUUGCGGCGACUUUCUUGAAAUAUGUGAUAGACUUCGAGGAUGAGCAGGAGAAGAUGUACAAGGAAUUGAUGGAGGAGAUUGGAGAGGGAAGAGAUCCCACCCUAGAAGACAAGUUAAGACUACCUUACACCAGUGCCCUUAUGCAGGAAAUAUUGCGCAUAUCCAAUUUCUUCCCCAUGUUCCCUAGCCAACAGUGUAUCAAGGAAUGUACAGUUCGUGGGUAUAGGAUUCCAAAAGGGGCCAUCACUCUGAUGAACACGUGGUGUUGUCACUCAAACCCUGAUGUGUACGAAGAACCUGAAAAAUUCAAACCUACCCGCUUCUUGCCAAAAGAAGGAAAGCCAAAACCUGAACCACCCCUCACUUUUGGUGUGGGCAAAAGAAGUUGUAUUGGAGAAUCUUUUACAAUGACUCAAACGUUCUUGUUUCUGGUCUCAUUGGUGAAACACUUUAAGCUGACCCUGCCUCCCGGUAGUUCAGAUAUGACAGCUUUCGAACUUUUGAUGAAGGGAACCAUGGAAAUGUGUGCACACUUAAGAAAUUAAACGUUUUUCAAAUGAAAGAAAUGACUGCUGAUCAAGAAAAAAAAUUUAAAUAACUAAUGCAUUAUUAUUCCUUCCUUGAAGUGCUUAUUUUUGUUCAAUGUUUAAUUCAUAAGUAUGAAUAAAAAAGGAAUUUAUUUUUCUAGUUCGAUUAAAAGACGUCCUAUUUUCUAACGUGGCUCCAGAUGACUUGGAGAAUAUUACUGUAAUGGAAAUUUUUAAUUGUAAAUGAAAUAAUAAAUUUACUUACGUAGAUUUAAA